AUGGAUAUACCAAGCACUGGCGCCAUUUUUACGCUCGGCAAAUCGCAUUUAGCUGAGAACACGCAGAGUUAUUUUUACAUUAAAAAUGAUCCAGUUAAGAGAUUAAUAUCUGGGCCCCAUCAGAGUGCGGUCAUUUGUGAAAGUGGGCGGCUAUUUGUUUGGGGUGAAAAUGAAUAUGGACAGCUGGGUAUUGGCAGUCAAAUGGCUGCAGUUAACAAUAACAACAACAAAAAUUCCAUUGACACCAAAAAAACAACAAACCCCGAUAUAAUUACUAAACCAACAUGUGUGAAGUCAUUAAAGACAUUAGGUUUGAAAAUAGCGGAUAUCGCUUACGGCAGUGAUUGGUCUAUAAUACUGACUCAUUCAAAUGAGUUAUUCUUCACCGGACGCAAUAUUUUCCCAACUUGCUCAAAUGUGGCGCGCAACUUCGUGAAGGCCACCGUGGCGGAUGAGCAAUGUGAAAUCAUACGAAAACCAUUCCGACUUGAAGAGUUGGACGAUUGUCUGGCCAAAAAUGAGGACGCCGAGUGUUUUGCAAGUGUCUUAGCGGGCAAUGAUCAUUUUGUGCUAAUGACUACUUUUGGCCGCCUCAUUGCCUGGGGUUCCAAUCAGAAUUGCCAACUGGGCUUACCCAAUGCGCUUUCAUGCCAAAAGCCACACGAAAUAGAUCUCGGUGCGCCGGUUCAACAAUUUGUUUGCGGGCCGGAGUCAACGCUGGUGCUUACUACAACCGGCAAACUAUACUUUACUGGUCACCUAAACGAAUUUGUCUUUUCGCAAUUCACGGAAUUACAACAAAAUCUAGCGCCAACAGAGCAAAUUAUAUUUAUGCAUAUUUCUAGGACCAAUGAAAUAUUUAUAGUAACCAAUUCAGGCAGCAUUUACCGCAGCAUGGAGUCAGUGCGUUCGAAAAGUUUAAUAUUUCAGCGAUUUUACGAUUAUGAUAGUGAAGAAAAUGGACCGAUAUGGAAAUUGUUGAAGGGAUUUUCCUUCUAUGCUGUUCUAACGAAGGCAAACAAAUUUUAUACGACAUUUUCGGAGAGCGGUCAUCAUCUAAAAACGUUUCGUGAAAUUUCUAAAUUCAAAAAUUUGCGUUUACUCGAUAUGGCAGUGGGUAAUAAGCAUAUUUUAGUGCAUGGCAUACCGCGUUCUUCAACUAUGUUGACUAGUGCAGGACCGGGAUCAGAACCGCACCGAUUUGCUAGCCGCACUUUUGUAAUGCCAUCGACGGUGAUGAAUGGUUCCGCAAAAACUCGAAGUCGAGAAAGCAGCGCCGCGAGUGUUAAGGCUAAAGAUAUUGGAAUCGUUGAGGCUACAGACAAGAAAAUGACGGAUGUGAGCAGUAAUGUAAUGGCGAAUGGAGAAGGUCUGGAAAAAACUAAAUCGGAAGCAGAAGAAAGAAAAAAUAGUUCCGAGUCCAUAUUGAAUGGAAAUGUGUCUGACUCGAAGCCCUCAUAUGUUGAUCAAGAAAACUUCUACAGUCCAUCUGAACACCAAACAAAAGUCAACGGCCAAAAGCAGACAGAGGGAGCGGUACAGAACACGCUUGAAUCUUCAAAUUACGCCGGCACUGAGUUGAGCAAUAGUGAGCCCAUAAAAGAUGCGAAACUUGUUACAGUUGGCACAGCUGCUUUAAUACAUAAUUCAGUUAACUCACCAGUGAAUUCAAUAAAAUCUAUAAGAUCAAGCAAAUCUGGUCACUCUGUAAAAUUUUCCCCUACUGCAGUGAAUAAAAAAACAUCACCUGCAACCGAUAAACUUCUACGACCACACACUCCUUACCCAGAAAGCAACACAACUGGCAGCACUCCAACGACGAUAAAGAAGACACCGUUACGCAACUUCUCUUAUGAAGCAGCUAUGGACCAUGAUCACAUUGAUAGCACAUCGCCCGCCUUAAUGGAUAGUUUGGAGAAUAUAUCUGAGAGCGGCGAAGUCGAAAGCGCGGAUAAAACCGCAUUUGCCUCAACUUCUGCUCUACCUAUUGAAGAGGACGAGCAGUUAACAGUGGAAAUUAACACAACAACCGAUCCUCUAAAUAGCACCAUUGUUGUUAAUGAAAUACGAUUUAUAAACAACGGUGUCGACGUGACAGACAAUGUUAAAGCAGCGUCGCUAGAAAGAGAAGACACCGAAAGCUCACUCGACUCGUUAGAUGACCAUGCUCACAACAUUACAAAUGAUGAGGAGGCCAGCAGCAGCAGAGAAGGAAUUAAAACGAAAUUAAAGGAAAUAGAAACAGAUGUAACCGUCAUGAGUAGUAAAUUAAAAACCAAAAUAAAUGAAGCUGAUGCUGAAGUGAAAAGCUUUGUCAGAACAAAGGCAUCAAACGUUAAUGAAGUUAAAAUUGACGUUAAAAAAGAACUCUCCACACCAGCUGAAGAUAUCAUACAUGCUGCAUCAGAAAUACAAGAUGAAUACUCAACUCAACGCGAACAUAUGAAUCAAAAUUUUACAACAACAAAAACGGAGCUUACGUCCAAAGUUGAAGAAGCAAACGAGACUUUAACCGAUAAAGUGGAUAACACUGCCAAAAAGGCAGCCAAUGCAGCUACCGAGGCAAGAGAUUCCUUGGAAACAGCAGCGAAACGUGCUGCUGCAGGUGCACGUGAUGCCGUCGAGACGGUUGGUGAGAAUUCCAAACGUGUAGCGAAUGAUACAAUGAGUGCGAUGGAAAGUAUUGGAAACAGCGCUAAAAGAGUUGCAACUGGUGCUAAAAAUGCCGUUGGCAAUGCAUUUAUAAAAAUGUCUGAUGGUACAAAAGAUGCUGUCGACUCGGUGGCCGCCAAAAUUGUCAACGAAGUACAGGGUGCUAAAGAAAAUAUGAAUACAAUGUUUCAAAGUAAGCACCUUAAGCCAACAUCCAUUGAGGAAGAUGCAGUGUCAUCAGCAUCGGAAGCUGCAUCUAAAGGUGGCCCCAAAACCAAUACGACCACCACGGGCGAAGACGAUGAACGUACAACAGCAUCGGUUAAUUCAACACAAAAUUCUACAGGAAAUCCUUUUGAGGGAAGCAAUCCUUUUGAAACUUCAAAUCCCUUUGAACACGAUGAAUUUGAUGAUGUGGUUGAACGUGGUAAGAAGGCGUUACAAGAAGAAGUCAAUAAAGUACAUCAACAAGUGGCAAAUGAAGCGCAGGAAACAGAGAAGGAAACAAUGGGUAAAGUGCGCAGAUUCUUCAAAGAUAUGGGUGGAAUAUCUUGUCGCAAUGAAAAAUCGACCACCGUUGACGAUGAACCACCAAGAUAUACAGUAGAAGACCAAUAUCCCACACCGACACAUCGCAGCCAAGAACACAAUAACACAUCAAAAGUUUGCUCAAUAUUAUGAAUUCCUUCUAAUCAUCCCCUUACAUACUAAGAUAUGAACGCAUUUGAAUUUGUUUACCUGCAUAACAGAUAUACAUAUGUAUAAAAUCAAUAGAAAAUUUCCAACUAUAAAAAU
Messenger RNA from Ceratitis capitata (Mediterranean fruit fly), 3447 nucleotides. RefSeq names its product X-linked retinitis pigmentosa GTPase regulator. The transcript is spliced from 7 exons. Gene Ontology annotation, cellular component: cytoplasm. The coding region runs from base 1 to 3333 and encodes 1110 amino acids. NCBI's taxonomy places the organism in Eukaryota, Metazoa, Arthropoda, Insecta, Diptera, Tephritidae. The record is from RefSeq and is a predicted model, not a curated record. Gene Ontology annotation, molecular function: guanyl-nucleotide exchange factor activity.